Artibeus jamaicensis (Jamaican fruit-eating bat) is the source of this 5903-nucleotide messenger RNA. It is a transcript of the gene CRB2, whose product is annotated as crumbs cell polarity complex component 2. The record is from RefSeq and is a predicted model, not a curated record. Gene Ontology annotation, cellular component: protein-containing complex; plasma membrane. Gene Ontology annotation, molecular function: calcium ion binding. NCBI's taxonomy places the organism in Eukaryota, Metazoa, Chordata, Mammalia, Chiroptera, Phyllostomidae. The transcript is spliced from 13 exons. Bases 60 to 3929 code for a protein of 1289 amino acids. Gene Ontology annotation, biological process: establishment or maintenance of epithelial cell apical/basal polarity; heterophilic cell-cell adhesion.
GAGAGGGGGGUGCACCGCCGGCCAGGCCUCCUGUUCCCACGGCAGCGAAGCGUGCUGCCAUGGCGCUGGCCGGGCCAGGGACCCAGGACCCCAGGCCCUCAGCCCCUUUCUUGCUGCUGCUGCUGCUCGGGGCCCCUGCCCUCACCCUCGCCCUCGCCCUCCUGGACGGAACAGUGACAGCGCAGACCCCAAGUGCCUGCACCUCAGACCCGUGUGCUCCAGGGACCCAGUGCCAGGCCACAGGGAGCGGCGGCUACACCUGCAGGCCCUCGGAGCCCCAGGGCUGUGCCGUGCAGCCCUGCUACCACGGCGCUUUGUGUGUGCCCCAGGGCCCAGGUCCCAGGGACUUCCGCUGCUACUGUGUGCCCGGGUUCCAGGGCCCACGCUGCGAGCUGGACAUCGAUGAGUGUGCGUCCCGGCCCUGCUACCACGGGGCCACUUGCCACGACCUGGCUGAUCGCUACGAGUGCCACUGCCCCCUUGACUAUGCAGGCGUGAACUGCGAGGUGGAGGUGGACCAGUGUGCCUCGGCGCCCUGUCUGCACGGGGGCUCGUGCCUGGACGGCGUGGGCUCCUACCGCUGCGUGUGCACGCCGGGAUACGGGGGCACCAGCUGCCAGCUGGACCUGGACGAGUGCCAGAGCCAGCCGUGCGAGCACGGGGGCGUGUGCCAUGACCUGGUCAACGGGUUCCGGUGCGACUGCUCGGACACUGGUUACGAGGGCGUGCGCUGCGAGCAGGAAGUGCUGGAGUGCGUGUCAAUGCCCUGCGCGCACAACGCGUCCUGCCUCGAGGGCCUCAGGAGCUUCCGCUGCCUCUGCUGGCCAGGCUACAGUGGUGACCUGUGCGAGGUGGACGAGGACGAAUGUGCCUCAGGCCCCUGCCAGCACGGGGGCCAGUGCCUGCCGCGCUCGGACCCGGCCCUCUACGGGGGUGCCCAGGCCGCCUUCUCCGGCGCUUUCAGCUUCCGCGAUGCUGCCGGCUUCCUAUGCCGCUGCCCUCCGGGCUUCGAGGGGGACGACUGCGGUGUGGACGUGGACGAGUGUGCUUCAGGGCCAUGCCUCAGUGGAGGCCGCUGCCAGGACCUGCCCAACGGCUUUCAGUGCCACUGUCCGGAUGGCUACACAGGCCUGACGUGCCAGGAAGAUGUGGACGAAUGUCUGUCCGAGCCCUGCCUCCAUGGCGGGGCCUGCGACAACAUCGUGGCGGGCUACCUCUGCCGCUGCCCCGAGGCCUGGGGCGGGCGUGACUGUUCCGUGCAGCUCACCGGCUGCCAGGGCCACACUUGCCCACCGGCUGCCACCUGCACCCCUACCUUCGAGUCUGGAGUUCACAGCUAUGUCUGCCACUGCCCGCCUGGUUCCCACGGACCCUCGUGUGGCCAGAACACCACCUUCUCGGUCGUGGCCGGGAACCCUGUGCGGGCGUCGGUGCCAGCCGGCGUCCACCUGGGUCUGGCCCUGAGGUUUCGCACCACGCUGCCUGCUGGUUCCUUGGCCAUUCGCAGUGACAGGCAGGACAGCUUGAAGCUGGAGCUGGCACUGGCAGCGGCCACACUUCAGGCCACGCUCUGGAGUCACGGUAAUGCUGUACUUGUCCUGAGGCUGCCAGACCUGUCCCUAAAUGAUGGCCAGUGGCACCGAGUGGAGGUGACACUUGGCCUCGGGAUCCUGGAGCUGCGGCUCUGGCACGUGGACUGCCCUGCCCAGCUCUGCGUGGCCUCCAGUUCUGCGACCCCGGCUCCUGCCGCCUCCACCGCCGUGCCGCCUGCCGGGUCCUGCUCUGUCCAGCUGGGUGGCGUGGCCUUUGCGGGCUGCCUCCAGGAUGUACAUGUGGACGGGCACCUCCUGCUGCCUGAAGAUCUUGGGGAAAACGUCCUCCUGGGCUGCGAGCGCCGUGAGCAGUGUCAGCCUCCACCCUGCGCCCACGGUGGGGCCUGUGUGGACCUGUGGACCCACUUUUACUGUGACUGUCCCCGGCCCUACAGUGGUCCCACAUGCGCUGAUGAGGUUCCUGCUGCCACGUUUGGCCUGGGGGGCACCCCGAGCUCCGCAUCCUUCCUGCUCCACCAGCUGCCAGGCCCCAACCUCACUGUGUCCUUCCUCCUGCGCACUCGGGAGCCCGCUGGCCUGCUGCUCCAGCUUGCCAAUGACUCAGCAGCUACCCUGACCGUGUUCCUGAGUGAGGGCCAGGUCUGGGCCGAGGUGCUGGGCAGUCCUGCUCUGGUGCUUCCCGGGCCCUGGGACGAUGGGCUCCGCCACCUCGUGACUCUCAGCUUCGGGUCCGACCAGCUGCAGGGCUUGACGCAGCAGGUGCAUGUAGGCGGGCGACUCCCCCCUGCCGAUGCCCAGCCCUGGGGGGGGCCCUUCCGAGGUUGCCUCCAGGAUCUGCGACUCAAUGGCCUCCAGCUCCCCUUCUUCCCACCUCCACCGGGGAACUCAAGCCAGCCCAGGGAGCUGGGCAGCAGGCAGUCCUGGAACCUCACCGUGGGCUGUGUCUCCGAGGACAUGUGCAGUCCUGACCCCUGUCUCAAUGGUGGGACUUGCCUGGUCACCUGGAAUGACUUCCACUGCACCUGCCCUGCCAACUUUACAGGGCCCACGUGUGCCCAGCAGCUGUGGUGUCCUGGCCAGCCCUGCGUCCAGCCUGCCACCUGCGAGGAGGUCCCUGGUGGCUUUGUCUGUGUGGCGGAAGCCACGUUCCGAGAGGGCCCUCCGGUCGCAUUCAGUGGACACAACGCAUCCGCGGAGGGUGAACUCAGUGGUCUCUCUCUCGCCUUCCGCACGCGCGAUCCCGAGGCCGGGCUCCUGCGCGCCACCGCGGGCGCCCUCGCAGCUGUCUGGCUGGCCGUGCGCAACGGCUCGCUGGCGGCCGGCGUGCGCAGCGGCCGCGGCCUGCCGAGUGCGGUGCUGCCCGCGCCCAGGCCGCACGUGGCCGACGGCGCCUGGCACCGCGUGAGCCUGGCCAUGGAGCGCCCUGCAGCCCCGGCAUCGCGCUGGCUGCUGUGGCUGGACGGUGCGGCAACGCCCGUGGCGCUGCACGGCCUGGCCGGUGACCUGUCCUUCCUGCGCGGCCCGGGCGCGGCGCGCGUCCUGCUGGCGGAGAACUUCACCGGCUGCCUGGGCCGCGUGGCGCUCGGAGGCCUCCCGCUGCCCCUGGCGCGCCCGCGCCCCGGCGCCACCCCCGGGUCCGGAGGGCACUUCUCGGCCUGGCCCGGAGCGCCGGCCCCGCACCUCGGCUGCCGCGGGGAGCCCGUGUGCGUCUCCUCGCCCUGCCUGCACGGCGGCGCCUGCCGCGACCUCUUCGACGCCUUCGCCUGCGCCUGCGGCCCGGGCUGGGAAGGCCCGCGCUGUGAGGCCCGCGCCGACCCGUGCCGCUCGGCCCCCUGCGUCCGCGGCCGCUGCCAGGCGCACCCCGACGGCCACUUCGAGUGCCGCUGCCCGCCGGGCUUCGCGGGACCGCGCUGCAGGUGGCCUGUUGUGCCAGAGGAAUGCAGCCUGAACAUCACCUGCCUUGCUGGCGGCCCCUGUGAGGAUGGGCCUCGGGGUGUCAACUGCAGCUGCCAGGAGGGCUUUGCUGGCCAGAGGUGUCAGAUCUCCUGUGAAACCAACCCCUGCUUGAACGGGGGCACCUGCCGGGUGGCGGGCGGCGUGUAUGAAUGCAUCUGCAGCCCGAGGUUCUCUGGCCAGUUCUGCCAAGUGGUGAAGAGCCUGCCGCUGCCGCUGCCAUUCCCGCUGCUGGAGGUGGUGGUGCCCGCAGCCUGCGCCUGCCUCCUCCUCCUCCUCCUGGGCCUCCUCUCAGGGAUCCUGGCGGCCCGGAAGCGCCGCCAGUCAGAGGGUACCUACAGCCCAAGCCAGCAGGAGGUGGCCGGGGCCCGGCUGGAGAUGGACAGAGUCCUCAAGGUGCCGCCCGAGGAGAGACUCAUCUAGGCCUCCCUGGCUACCGGCUCCAGCACUGUGAGGUCAUGAACAGUUUCUGCCUGGACGCCAGAGGAAGCCCCUUCCAGGAGCCAGCAGGGAAGUGGCCCCCCCACCGGCCUGGGGGAGCUGCUGCAGGGCACAGGGUACCUGCUGGGGAAGUGUCCUCUUUGCUGGCAGCCCCUGCCUCUGUCCCUCUGAGGAGGGAGGAAGAGGGGACCACUCAGGGCAGCAGAGGGGCCGGGCGAGGGGUGCAGCUGUGCAGGCAGGGCACACGUGCACAGGGUGUGUCCAGGGUGUGUGUGUGUGCACCUGGGACUGUUGGUCUGCAGACACCGGUGUGUGUGUGGGGGGCUGGGCUUGAGGGCACACCCAUGUUUUUGCUGUGUGUGCACAACUGUGGUGGGCCAGGCCAUCCCAUGGAGUGGGGAGGCUGGGUUGUGGGGACCACUGCACAGCUAUGGGGAGGGGCAACCCAAGGCUGCACUGCUUCUAGAGGCCAGGCUGGGGCUUGCCGAAGGAGGGGGCCCCGGUUCCCAAAUCUCCCACCUCUGGGGGCUGCCCCUCCCCGGGUCGGAGGCCGAGGGGAAUAAGGGAGACUGUAGCCAGAGGCCACAUGGACUCCUGGCUCCCAGAACAGAUGAUGCUUUGGGCAGACGAGCCUCUGCCUUGAGCCGGAGCCAGGCCCCUCAGGAACACAGAUGAUAGCCAGGGCGGAGGGAGGUACAGAGAGCAGAGCACAGGCUGCCCAGGGUGUGUGGGGGUCUGCAGCCCCUCCUCGGGGUCUGGCAUCUGUAGGUAGAGCGGGGAAGGUGGCCCUGUGCACCCCACUGGGCUGCUGUGAGCAUCUGUGGUAGGGAUGAGAACUUGACGUCAUUAAAUGCUGGCCCGCUGGGAAGGGCUGUCCGGUCAUCCUUUUAGAAGUCAGGAGUUGAAGGAAAGAUGGGGGGUGGGGGUAGGGCCUCCCUGGGUGCUGAGGAUGAAGGAACGACCCCUCUCCCACCCCACCCAGCCCUCCCGCCUCUGGGUUCUCCAGCCCCUCCGGAGCCAGUGCUUCCCUCUGAAGCCUCCGCGGAGACACUCCUCCGCCUGCAGGCAGUCCCCUCUGUGCCUGGCCGCUGGAGGAUGGGGUGGACUCCAGGAAGCUCUUGGCUGCGAGCCGAGGAUGCUGGCACCACCGGGCCGGCUGCUCCUGCAGACAGACACACGCAGGAAGAACCCGCUGCUUUGCCUCCGUCUCCUCCUCUGUGGUGCCAUCACGCUGGGACCUCUGAUCCCUGAGGGCACCUGCCUCCGGGCACAAACUUCCAGGUGUCCCCUGAACUUGCUCCUUCCUGGAGCCUUGGAGCCCUCAGUGCCACUGGUGACUGGUGACCUGCAGCGCUGCUCUGUGGACCCAGCAGGCCUAUGACUAGCUCACCCGAUGCCUUGCUUGGGAGGGGAGGGGCCCGUUUGGGCUCAGAGGCCCCAGUGGGAACAGGCUUGAGUGGGCCAGGGGCAGACCUCCCCUCGCUGCCCCGGGCCCUGGCCCUGCCUCUACAGAGGGGUGCUGAAGAUGGCUGGGGCCUCCCUCACCCCGACUUCCUCAAGGACACAGGGAUACCAGACUUCUCCCCAAGAAGGUUUUAUUGAACACAUACACACUUCCUUGGGUUUGCAAGUUCACCCUGGCACGCUAAGAGAUGGCAGUGCCACCAGAUGCCACAGGGUCAGAGAUCAAGGGGUGGGCUGUCUCACCCCCAGCAGUGAUCAGGGGCCUGCCUGGGAUGGGUGGGCCUGGGGUCUGUUUGGAAACACCCGAGUGUCCUGGAGGUCCCUGCAGGCCUGGAUAUGGGGCACCUCCCCCGCCUCCACCCUGUCGGAGCAGACCUCAGGGCCAGACCUCCACCCGGGGGGUGGCCUCCAGCCCCUCAGUUACUAGGGUUCCCUGGGGUCUGGGGACCUCCAUGAAGCCCUUGCCCUGUCGGACACCUCUGCGACUGUCUG